AUUGUUUUUUAAUAUGCUUCAACAUUUCUUUGGACUUGUUUAUCUCUCGGCAGUUUCACAGCUUGUGAGUUUCACAGGUACACAUGCUGAUGAAUGUCCUCUUCAGCUCAACCCAGAGAGAGUUAUUGUGGAGUUCGGCGGUCCUGUUUCAGCCGACUGCAGCACUUCUGUCCAGCAUAAAGGAAUGGGAUGGGAAGCCAGUGAGGGAGCAGUGGGCAUGAGCAAAGACAGUCUGAUCACAUGGAGAGUGUCAAACCUGACAGAAUGGGACAUACAGCCAGUCUGCUACAUAAACCAUAAGGGACAGUGUGAAAUUACUCUCCCAGUGACUAUUUACAAGACUCCAGACAGUGUGUCCAUCAGCACUGUGAAUCACACCGGACCAAUGAUGGAGGGAAACCAGUAUGAGCUCCAGUGUGACGUUCUCAAUGUGGCUCCUGUUCAGACUCUCACUGUCAACUGGUACAAAGGACAGACUCUGGUGGAUCAAACCAUCUUCACUGACACCAUCAAGACUCCAGUCAGUAAAACAUCUAAACUCCUGAUCCGUCCAGACAGAGCUGAUGAUGGAGCUCAGUACUGGUGUGAAGCAAAGCUGGAACUGGGAGAAGAAGGACCUCGACCUUCUCCAACAGCCCCGUCAAAACAUCUUAACAUUACUGUAUAUUCUGGACCGAUCAUCAAUGAGACCAAACUGCCCUCCAUAGUGCCUGUGUUUCAAGGAUAUCCAGUGGUGAUUGUUUGUGAAGCUGAGGGAAACCCAAAACCAACAAUCAGCUGGAAUCUCAGCACAACUGAUAUAGUUUAUAGUGAAACUCUUACUAUAACAGAAUCAACAUCUGAGGAUCUGCACUGCAUUGCGAGCAAUUCAGUUGGCAGCACCAUCAGACGUGUAAAAGUGUCCAAACAAGGCAAAUCUCUAAACUACAUUUAUAGUUUUGCAGCGGCCGUUGCACUGCUUCUUAUAAUCAUCGCAUUACUUAUCUAUGUGUGGAAAAAGAAACAAUCAACUGGAAGUUAUCGCAGUCAGUAAAGCAGUAUG
This is a messenger RNA of Rhinichthys klamathensis goyatoka, 1042 nucleotides long. RefSeq names its product hemicentin-1-like. The transcript has 5 exons. NCBI's taxonomy places the organism in Eukaryota, Metazoa, Chordata, Actinopteri, Cypriniformes, Leuciscidae. The coding region runs from base 14 to 1033 and encodes 339 amino acids. Gene Ontology annotation, molecular function: integrin binding. Gene Ontology annotation, biological process: cell adhesion. The record is from RefSeq and is a predicted model, not a curated record.